AUGUACACUUUUCAACCAGAAGUACGUCUCGUAAAUGGCUCCAACCAUGCUAAAGGAAGAGUGGAGUUCUUGUAUAGUGAAUCCUGGCGAACUGUCUGUGGUGCCUCGUGGGAUCUAAGAGAUGUAAGAGUGGUUUGCAGAAUACUGGGGUUCGACGGUGCCCUGGCUGCGUCACGAUCAGCAAGGUUUGGUCAGGGUGCUGGUGAUGUUCUUCGUGUCGAUUGCUGGGGAACAGAAGACAGCCUGGCCGACUGUCCAUACUUUGGGGCCAGCAUUCCGUGUGGACAUCACAUGGACGCAGCCCAUCCGAACCCAUUCCAAGUUCGGCUUGUCAAUGGAUCGGACAGUGCUAAAGGCAGGGUAGAGGUCUUGCGGGACGGAUCAUGGGGAACUGUUUGUGGUGUUGGCUGGGAUCUGAGAGAUGCGAGGGUAGUCUGCAGGAUGCUGGGGUUUGAUGGAGCAUUGGACGCACCGGGGUCUGCAAGGUUUGGUCAGGGCUCUGUUCGUAUUCUACUAGAUAGGGUCAACUGUGACGGAACAGAAGACAACCUUGCAGAAUGUGGUUAUUCCGGGAAUGCACGUUACUCAUGCAGUCAUACAAGUGAUGCAGGUGCCAUGUGUUACUCAGGAGACCCAUUUAAAGUACGUCUUGUCGGUGGGUCUAACGAUGCUGAAGGCAGAGUAGAACUCAUGCAUGGUAGAUCCUGGGGAACUAUAUGUGACGACAGCUGGGAUCUGAGAGACGCGAGGGUGGUUUGUAGAAUGCUGGGGUUUGGUGGAGCCUUGGACGCACCGGGAUCUGCUAGGUUUGGUCAGGGCUCUGGUCGUAUUAUUCUAGAUGUCGUCGGAUGUGACGGAACAGAAGUAAACGUAGCAGAAUGUAUUCAUCGAGGGAUUGGAGUACAUUACUGUGGACAUGAUGAAGAUGCGGGCGCUAUUUGUUACAAUGGAGCCCAUCCAAAUCCUCUCGGAAUAAGGCUCGUCGAUGGAUCCAGCAAAGCUGAAGGAAGAGUGGAGGUCUUCUACGAUGGGUCCUGGGGAACUAUCUGUGAUAAUGGCUGGGAUCUCAGAGACGCGAGGGUCGUCUGCAGAAUGCUGGGGUUUGAGGGAGCCUUGGACGCACCGACAUCUGCAAGGUUCGGUCAGGGAUCUGGGGAUAUACUUCUCAAUCUUGUUGGUUGUGACGGAACAGAGGGAAAUCUUGCGGACUGUGCACAUCUUGGGUUAGGUGUCAAUUACUGCGGACAUGAAGAGGAUGCUGGUGCCAUCUGUUACUCGGGAGCCCAUCCAAACUCUGUUGGAUUAAGGCUCGUGGGUGGAUCCAACAGUACUGAAGGCAGAGUGGAGAUCAGAUACAACGGCACCUGGGGAACAGUUUGCGACGAUGGCUGGGAUUUGCAAGAUGCAAAUGUCGUAUGCAGAAUGCUAGGAUUCGGCAACGCCUCGACUGCCCCAGGUUCAGCCCAGUUUGGCGAGGGGAACGAAGACAUUUUUCUGUCUCAUGUCGGGUGCGAUGGAACGGAAGACAAUCUUGCGGACUGCGCACAUCUAGGGUUUGGAGUGCACAACUGCCAACAUAACGAAGACGCUGGGGUCACGUGUCUCAUAGGAGCAACUGAUGAUGACGUGAAAGCAGAUCUGAAUCUCUCGCAAUACAUCACAAAAGGAGAACCACAUAAAUACAUGGACAUGAAUACCGUUUAUGAAACACCUGGCAAUGAAAAAGACUUUGAUCUCGAUGGAUAUAUCCUUCCGACCAGGGAUGCAUUAUCGGAUGAUAGAGUGACAGCAACGGCUGAUCAAUUUCGUGACGAUAAAUCGUAUAAUCAUGAGUAUACCGACAUGAAAACUGUCUACCAAACGCCCUCAGCGGGGAAAGAUGUGGACCUUGAUGGAUAUCUUCUCCCUUGA
Molecule: messenger RNA, 1911 nt
Organism: Strongylocentrotus purpuratus (purple sea urchin)
Lineage: Eukaryota; Metazoa; Echinodermata; Echinoidea; Camarodonta; Strongylocentrotidae
Product: deleted in malignant brain tumors 1 protein-like
Exons: 6
Coding region: 1-1911 (636 amino acids)
Cellular component (GO): membrane
Source: RefSeq, a predicted model, not a curated record